AUGUCUCAGAGACAAGCAGACCCCAAGAAACGCAUCUCUUGCAAGAGAUGUCAAGACCGCAAGAUCAAGUGCUCGCGAACCUCUCCGUGCCAACGCUGCACAGCUGCGGGCGUCCGAUGCGAAUUCCGAGGCGAUGGGAUGAAGCGUGCACCCAUAUCCCGAGAAUACGUGACGGCGUUAGAAAGCAGGAUAGGGGCAUUGGAGAGCUUUUUGUCUGAUCUCAAGGCUGCGCCAAGUUGUCAACAGGAGCGGAUGAUCAACGUCAUCGAGUUUGGCGGGCAACUGCAAACAACUUCAGCAUGGUCGGGAAUGGAAUUUUUUGAUUCCCAGAGCCCAGAUGCGAGUUACCACAGCGGGCUAACGACUCGCCUGGAUGAUGAAGCGAUGAUCUAUCCUGGGCCGAGCAGUCUUUACAGCUCAAUGCUUCUGAAGUCCGCAGGUCAAGCGCCUUCCAUGUCCCAAGCACCUCCAAUCUCGUCGACUUUCGUUGAUGUUAAUAACAACUUCCCUCGGCAUAUCGUAAAUGAAUGUCUGGCACUCUUCUUCCGCUGGCAAUACCUUCACUCCAUGUUGAUUGAUCGCGAUGAGUUCUUUCUCGAUUACUCGAAUACUUCGUAUACUGGAAAACACAUUUCAACGGCUUUGGAACAUUCGAUUUGCGCACUCGGUGCUUUGAUGUCUUCGGACAUGAGGAUCAGAGGGCUUGCAGACAGUUUUUCUGCACAAGCUACUAGAAUCCUGGAAUUAGAAAGUUUACUAAAUCCGAAAGAGACCUCAAUCCAGGCUUUGAUACUUUGCUCACUCUACCAAAUCGGCAAGUGUGAAUUUUCCAAGGCACGGAUGCUAUCAGGUAUUGCAUUUCGUAUGUCUGAAGAUAUCACAGAGUGUGACCAGUCUCAAAGAUAUCUCGAUCGACAACCGAGUACGCAGCGAGAAGUCGAUUCUCGGCGGCGUACAGUGAUCAGUCUACUUUUGGGGAGGCCGGCUGUAGUAGCUGAGAAUGCCUCACCCCUAUGUCAGAGUGAAGCCGGAGACCCUUCCCCCAUCUCGAACAAUUUGCUGGAGCAGUGUGACCGAUAUAGUCUGCCAGAACCAGAGAUAUCACCGAAUCUAUCUACAGUAUCUAAAAGACACGCCGAACUCUGUCAUAUCAUAAACGACAUUCUCGAAACAUAUUCCUCAAGCCGAAAACCGACAAGGCAGCAGACAUCCCAGCGUUGGAUUGAGGUCAUUGUCAAUGAGCUCAACGCAAGGCUCUGGAAGUGGCUUAAUUCGCUGCCGGCGAGCUUUCGGUGGAAUCGAUGGGGGUCUAGUUUCAACACUGUUCAUCCUAGUAUUGCAGCACUUCAUAUGCUCUACAACACUGCCCACAUCUCCUUGAACCUCCCAUUUCUCACUUCCGAAAAAAGCGAAACAUUGCCAACCUCACCUGCAAAACUGAUCGCAGACGCCAUCCAUAUCUGCAGAAUAUCAAUCGACACCAUAAUUUCCAUUCUCCGACGCUUUAGAUCCCAACAUAGUCUGAAAAACGCGCCGCUGGAAUUUGUCCACGGCGCUAUUACCGCUGCUGACGCAGCAAUUGCUACUGCUGCCUUUGAUACUAGCGCGGGUCCCUUGUCUCAAAAUGCAAAUUUGCGAGUAUUGGACGAAGCACUUCUAGAUUUGUCAUACUCUUGGAAGAUCGCUGGUGAUGCAAGGGCUGGGUUGUGGCAAGUGUUUGCGGAGCGAGGAGUGUCGGAAAGGUCCGCUAUAUCGAGCCCUUCUCUGGGCUAUAUGGAGCAGGAGAGCCCUGUAUCUUCGGCACCUGGGUCUGUUUAUGACUAUGCUGCAUCAUCUGUGACGAGUGGGCACAUCUUGGAGGGCUCGGAACCCAAUGCCCCAAACAUAUUUUCUUUCGAGCCUGUUGAUGCGACGAAUCUGUACGCGUGGGAUCAGAAUCUUUUAGCUGGAGACGUUACAAAGCUUGCUGGUGGCUGCUUGCGGAGCAAUAAGGUCGCACUUUUUGGAGAUGCAGUCGAUGAAGGUAUUCUGAUGUCACUGGGAUCGAAUAAUUAUGAUACGUCUUUCGACUUGUGA
Molecule: messenger RNA, 2076 nt
Organism: Venustampulla echinocandica
Lineage: Eukaryota; Fungi; Ascomycota; Leotiomycetes; Helotiales; Pleuroascaceae
Exons: 8
Coding region: 1-2076 (691 amino acids)
Biological process (GO): DNA-templated transcription; regulation of DNA-templated transcription
Molecular function (GO): DNA binding; zinc ion binding; DNA-binding transcription factor activity, RNA polymerase II-specific
Source: RefSeq, a predicted model, not a curated record